CUUGAGCCUCUUUAACCGCACAUCUCUCUCUCUCUCCCUCUCUCAUUCUCAGUUCGAAUUUUAACAUUCCUGAAGUAGUUUUCCUGUCAUUUUCCAGCACACCCAUAUUGCAGGACUGUGUUUUUUCCUGCUGAAUUUAGAUACAAAAGCUCUCUCAGUUUGGUUGUCCACUUGGUGAGAAUUGCCAGCCUUAAGCCUUCCAAAUCACAAUGUCGAUCAAAAUUGUUCGUGGGUUGUUCUUCAUUUGGAUUGUAAUCACUGUUUUCUCACUCAAUUCGCAUAAUGCGGAUGGACGGAUGCAUUACCAUAAGAAGCACAAGUCUCACGGCUCCGACAUUCCUAGUCCUGUUCCUCAGCCCCCUGGCUAUUCGCCUCCCUCUCCACCUGAUUCAGGUGACUCAGGUGGUGAUGACCCAAACAACUGUGUUUUCGACGUGAGAUCAUAUGGAGCGGUUGGAGACGGCUCCACUGACGACACUGCAGCAUUCACAUCUGCAUGGCAAGCGGCCUGCGCAGUUGAGUCUGGGGUCGUCCUGGUGCCUUCGGACUACAUUUUCACGAUAACGUCGACGAUCUUCUCCGGCCCGUGUAAGCCGGGUCUUGUUUUUCAAGUGGAUGGAGUUUUGAUGCCGCCAGAUGGGCCAGACUGCUGGCCAGAAGGUGAUAGCAAGCAUCAAUGGCUGGUGUUUUAUCGACUCAAUGGGAUGACUCUCAGAGGAACAGGAGUUAUUGAAGGGAAUGGAGAGAAGUGGUGGAACCUCCCCUGCAAACCUCACAGGGGUCCGAAUGGAUCGACAUUGCCUGGACCUUGCGAAAGUCCUGUUUUAAUUCGGUUCUUCAUGAGCUCGAAUCUGGUGGUCCGCGAUCUUCACAUUCAGAACAGUCCCCAAUUCCAUGUGAAGUUUGAUGGCUGUGAAGGUGUCCUGAUAGAUAACAUCUCCGUAAAUUCCCCAGCUCUGAGUCCCAACACUGACGGGGUCCAUGUCGAAAAUACAAAGUCCGUUGGUAUAUACAACUCGGUUAUAAGCAACGGUGACGAUUGCGUUUCGAUUGGAACAGGUUGCUCAGGGGUCGAUAUAGAGAACAUAACUUGUGGGCCCGGUCAUGGUAUUAGCAUUGGAAGUCUCGGCGUACACAACUCUCAGGCUUGUGUUUCUAACAUAAUGGUUCGGAACGCAGUCAUACGGAAUUCGGACAACGGGGUCCGGAUCAAGACAUGGCAAGGUGGGACGGGGUCUGUAUCAAGCAUAACCUUCGAUAACAUACUGAUGGAGAACGUGCGCAACUGCAUCAUCAUAGAUCAGUACUAUUGCUUGACUAAGGCAUGCUUGAACCAAACGUCCGCCGUCUUUGUGACGGAUGUCUCCUACAAGAACAUCAAAGGCACAUAUGAUGUUAGAAGCCCACCAAUACACUUCGCGUGCAGUGACACGGUUCCGUGCUACAACAUAACAAUGUCGGAGGUGGAACUCCUUCCCGCCGAAGGGGAGCUGGUGGAUGAUCCCUUCUGUUGGAAUGCUUAUGGAUCUCAAGAGACUCUUACAAUCCCACCCAUCACUUGCUUGCAAGAUGGGGCACCUCAGACACUGAAAGAAAGCUCUGCAUAUGGGUGUUGAGGUUCCAUUUUCAGAUGAAAAAAACCCAAUCAAGCCACACUGUAUAAACCACAAGGCCCAUAUGGUUGACCCCUUUUUAAGUUGAACUGCUAUGGGCUUAUUUUCUCUGGUUUAGGCUCCCUUUGGACUCAGUUUCCAUAGAGGUGGGAUAGAGUGUUGUAGAUGGGCCCAGUGCCUCACAUGUAAAAGGCUUGGGAACUUAUACAUGAUAUUAAAGGACAUUUGAAUAAAAGCUUUGCAUUUCAUGGUUUGUUGCAA
Magnolia sinica is the source of this 1874-nucleotide messenger RNA. RefSeq names its product polygalacturonase At1g48100. The coding region runs from base 210 to 1616 and encodes 468 amino acids. Gene Ontology annotation, biological process: carbohydrate metabolic process. NCBI's taxonomy places the organism in Eukaryota, Viridiplantae, Streptophyta, Magnoliopsida, Magnoliales, Magnoliaceae. The record is from RefSeq and is a predicted model, not a curated record. The transcript has 6 exons. Gene Ontology annotation, molecular function: polygalacturonase activity.